Messenger RNA from Nothoprocta perdicaria, 1230 nucleotides. RefSeq names its product interleukin-5 receptor subunit alpha-like. Gene Ontology annotation, biological process: cytokine-mediated signaling pathway. The transcript is spliced from 10 exons. The record is from RefSeq and is a predicted model, not a curated record. Gene Ontology annotation, molecular function: protein binding; cytokine receptor activity. Bases 1 to 1230 code for a protein of 409 amino acids. NCBI's taxonomy places the organism in Eukaryota, Metazoa, Chordata, Aves, Tinamiformes, Tinamidae. Gene Ontology annotation, cellular component: external side of plasma membrane.
AUGGCAUAUAUGACAGUUGUUUCUGUUAUGCUGAUACUAAGUCUUUUCCAGUGCAAGAUACUGUUUUCCACUAGCCUGGCAAGCAGUCAACCAAAUGUAGUGGAUGGACUUGGACUACACAAUGAUCUGCACAUUGCUAAGCAUGAGUCUAAAGUUACUCUUUUUUGGAACAAUAAUCUGACAGAAGAAGAAAUGGACAUGUUCAAUGUGAAGUAUGUUUUGAGUUAUAAAUUCUUCAAUUCUGCUCACGAGAGGAAAGAAAGGCUGCAGGAGAAGGAAAAGAUAAUACAUCUUGGCUUACAUUCUGGUUUUAGAGCUAAAGUUAAAACACAACUUUUUAAAAAAGGAACAGGAGCCCUAAUUAAGGAGAGUAGCUGGACUGAAUUUACUUACAAGGCACCUCCAGUUUAUGUUCAGAAUCUUUCAUGCGUCAUAUAUAACAUUUCUUUUUUCAAUUGCACUUGGCAUAUUAAAGCAGAGGCUCCUGAAGAUCUGCAAGUUUUUUUUUCUUUCAGGCAUAUAAAAAAAGAUUUUAAAUGCCAGGAAUACAUAAAAAAUGCAAGGAAGAAAAAUAUUGGAUGCCACAUGAAAGAAAUAUAUUUCCAACCAUCAAGAAAAAUCAAUUUAAACAUAUCGGUAAGAGAUCUGAAAAAUGAUUCAAGAAAACAGUCUUAUUACAAAACUUUUACACCUCAGACAAUAGAGAAACUGAAUCCCCCGGUCAAUGUCUCAGUUUUUCUUGAAAACAGAAGUGUUAAAAUUCACUGGAACCCACCGCCAACUAUUGGUUCUGCAAGAAACAGGUGCUUUAUGUAUCAAGUGAAAAUUACAGAUCGCAAGCCUGUAAAUGUCUCUGAAGAGAAAUAUGAGUAUCCAUUCCAUAAGCCUCCAUACAAAUGUGCAGCACAAGUGAGGGCAAAGAAAGAAAAAUGCAUAACAAACAAGAUUUGGAGUGAAUGGAGUGAACCAGUGUUUAUUGAUGAUGAAAAGACAGUGGACAUCAUGUUGCUUACCCUCAUCUUGAUUUGCCUCCUGGUUUUCCUCGGAUGCUUGCUGACGUAUGCAUGUCAAAGGUAUGGAUGCCUUGAAGCUCUAACUCUGCCUAUUCCACAGGCUUCAGAUCAUGUCAAAACUUGGUUAGAUGCAGAAGAGACUCAUCACCAGAAACAUAUUUCAAUGCAAGUGGAAAUGCACUCAGAGACUGGGCUGGAAAUUACAGAGGAGAACUGA